Messenger RNA from Cyclopterus lumpus (lumpfish), 1451 nucleotides. RefSeq names its product transcription factor AP-2 epsilon (gene tfap2e). Bases 177 to 1451 code for a protein of 424 amino acids. Gene Ontology annotation, molecular function: DNA-binding transcription factor activity, RNA polymerase II-specific; RNA polymerase II transcription regulatory region sequence-specific DNA binding. Gene Ontology annotation, biological process: regulation of transcription by RNA polymerase II; regulation of cell population proliferation; anatomical structure development. Lineage: Eukaryota; Metazoa; Chordata; Actinopteri; Perciformes; Cyclopteridae. The record is from RefSeq and is a predicted model, not a curated record. Gene Ontology annotation, cellular component: nucleus. The transcript has 7 exons.
AGAGAGAGAGAGAGAGAGAGAGAGAGAAAGAUAAAGUAAAUAACGCCUUUGAAUUUAAUGGACCGGUGAAAAGAGCCUGGAUUACAUCUCGGAGCAUUUGGUGGCAUCUUUAAGUCGUUGGACGCUCCGCGCAUCCUGUUGAAUAUUACAUUUGGGGUUUAGCCAAAGUGUUCCAGAUGUUAAUCCACACCUAUUCGGCCAUGGACCGCGCAGACGGACUAAGCGGCUCCUCGCCGAGUGGGCGCCUCUCCCAGCUUUCCUCCCUGAACCAGGCCGCCUACUCCUCGGCUCCCCCGCUCUGCCACACUCCGGCCUCUGACUUCCAGCCUCCGUACUUCCCUCCACCUUACCCCCAGUCCUCCCUGCCCUACUCCCAGAGCCAGGACUCAUAUUCCCACCUGUCAGACCCUUACACUUCCAUCAACUCCAUCCAUCAGCAUCAGCAAGUGGCAUGGCACUCGCAGAGGUCGCGCUCCGACGACGGGGGACUCCUUUCACAGUCGCACCGAGCUCUGAGCCUCGACCCCCGGCGGGAGUAUGCAGCUGUCCCCCGGCUGCUGCACGGUCUCGGAGAAGGCGCUGCCGCUCUCGGGGACGGUCCUCUCGGGAUGCACAUGGGACACCACGGCCUGGACGAUCUUCAGGGAAUGGAGGAAGGAUCAGCCCUGGGCAUCCUCGACCACUCUGUCAUUAAAAAAGUCCCCAUCCCGUCCAAGCUGAACGGCUCGUCCCUGUCCAUCUUGUGCCUCGGUAAGGACGGCCUGGGGAUGGGAGCCGUGUCCAACCCGGCCGAGGUGUUCUGUUCGGUCCCGGGUCGCCUCUCGCUGCUCAGCUCCACCUCCAAGUACAAGGUGACGGUCGGGGAGGUGCAGCGGCGCCUCUCCCCGCCUGAGUGCCUCAACGCCUCCCUGCUGGGCGGAGUCCUCCGCAGGGCGAAGUCAAAGAAUGGUGGCCGCUGUCUGAGAGAGCGUCUGGAGAAGAUUGGCCUCAACCUGCCCGCCGGGCGACGCAAGGCAGCCAACGUCACUCUCCUAACAUCUCUAGUGGAGGGUGAGGCCGUCCAUCUGGCGCGGGACUUUGGUUACGUGUGUGAGACGGAGUUUCCUGCCAGAGCCACAGCCGAGUAUCUGUGCAGGCAGAGCGAACCGGACCAGCUCCCAACACGGCGCAGCAUGCUGCUGGCCACCAAGGAGAUCUGCAAGGAGUUUGUGGACAUGAUGUCCCAGGACCGCUCUCCGCUGGGCGGUAGUCGACCCACCCCGUGCCUGGAGCCCGGUGUCCAGGGGAGCCUCACCCACUUCAGCAUGCUCACCCAUGGUUUUGGCACGCCCGCCAUCUGCGCCGCGCUCUCCGCCUUCCAGAGCUACCUGAUGGAGGCGAUCAAAAUGCUGGACAAGGGAGAGGGCGGGGGGAAGAGCCACCACGACAAGGAGAUGAAGCACCGCAAAUAG